AUGAAUAAACUAAGUAAGCGAGCUUUGAGAUCACAAUUGAAGUCCAUACUGCGUGAUAUCCCGCAGAAGGAACUAGAGAUUCAAUCAGCAAACAUUUUACACUCGCUUAAGCCCUUACUCGCCGGUAAUGCCAAUGUUGGUUGUUUCAUGAAUAUGGAAAAUGCUGAAGUCAAAACGAUGCCAAUAAUGCAGUUUUUGAUCGAACAUAACACUCAAGUAUAUUUACCGAGAUGCACCAACACUUCCCAGAGCAAGCACGUGGUACUCAGACCUGGCAUCAACUCGCACGCGCAUCUGACGUUCCACCGUAUGAACUCCUUCAGCCAAAUAACUGCACUACAUCCUUCAGGCAAGUAUCAGCUAAAGGAACCAGCACCCGAGGAACCACAUCCGCUCCCACCUCAUCUAGAUAUUCUUCUGGUGCCGGGAGUCGCAUUCUGCCUGAAGAAUGGAGCCCGUAUGGGCCACGGGGCCGGGUUUUAUGAUGACUAUAUUCAGCGUACUUUUCACCAUAAUGGACGGAAGCCAAUACUAAUAGGUCUUGCUCUGAACGAGCAGAUUGUGGAUGACAUACCAUUGGAAACGCACGAUCACCACAUGGACUGCAUUGUAUGCGGAGAUGGAUCAGUACACUGGUUUCAAAAUGGAUCAAAACGAAGCUGA
Molecule: messenger RNA, 663 nt
Organism: Lachancea fermentati
Lineage: Eukaryota; Fungi; Ascomycota; Saccharomycetes; Saccharomycetales; Saccharomycetaceae
Source: the annotation of a GenBank genome assembly